AUGUUGAAAAUGGCGAUCAAAGCAAGGCUUCCUUUGUUUUGCUUCUUGCUCGUUACGCUGUUGCUUGUUUCUGUGACUCCGGCUUUUGGAAAAGAAGACCCAGAGCUGAGGCAGUGCAAGCAACAGUGUCAACGCCAAGAGGGAUUUGAUAAGAGCCAAAGGAGACAAUGCGAGCAAGGUUGUGAAUUAUCCUACAGAGAGAAGGAGAGGAGAGAACGAGAACAAGAAGGCGGUCGUGGCGGCGACCGGGAUGAUGAGUGGAACCCUCAAAGUCCCGAGGAAAGGCUUCGUCAGUGCGUUAGGACAUGCGAGCAAAGAGAAGAAGAACAGCGACCUCAGUGCCGUCAAAGAUGCGAAGAGGAGUACAGACAAGAGCGGGAACGAGAAGAGAGAGGAAGAGGUCAAGGCAACGCCAAGGAUCCUCGGAAGGAGUACGAAAAAUGCCAGAGAAAGUGCCAGAAGAAAUCGGAGGGGACAGAUGAGCGACAACGGUGUGAGAGUCGCUGUGAGGAGAAACGUAGAGAGCGUGAGAGAGAGCGGGAGAGCGAGCAGGAGGAGAGAGAGAGGGAGAGAGAGCAGGAGGAGAGAGAGGGGGAGGGAGGAGGAGAGGGGAAUCCUCAGUACGAAGGUGAAGAAGAGGAGGGAAGAGAACAAAUGGAAAACCCAUAUGUUUUUGAGGACCAGCACUUCACUUCUAAAAUUCAGACCGAACAUGGCAGAUACCGUAUUCUUCAGAAGUUCACUGAGAGAUCAGAGCUUCUCCGUGGCAUCGAGAACUACCGUAUCGCCAUUCUUGAAGCUGAACCUCGCACCUUCGUUGUGCCACACCACAGGGAUGCUGAGGCGGUCAUAUUUGUUGCCAACGGACAGGGUUCUAUCACUCUAGUGUUGAAGGAGAAGAGAGAGAGCUUUAAUCUUCGAUAUGGGGAUAUUUUGAGGAUCUGUGCUGGAACAACUGUUCAUAUCACCAACAGAGACAAGACUCAGAGGCUCGUUAUAGCCAAGCUCCUCCAGCCUGUCUCCAUUCCAGGCCAGCUCGAGACAAGAAGGGAUAGAAUCCAGAGGCUGUUAGGAAAACAAAAUCAAGGAAUGAUUAUCAAAGCUUCUGAAGAGCAAAUCAGGGGCUUGAGCAGACAAGAGGAAGGUGGCAUCUGGCCAUUUGGAGGUGGUGAAUCAUCAAGGGGACCUUUAAACCUCUUCGAGAAGCGUCCCUCAAAAUCUAACGACUAUGGACAACUAUACGAGGUCGAUGAGAGGGACUAUACAAAGUUGGAAGACCUUGACGUGGCCGUCUCUUUUGCCAACAUUACCAGAGGAUCUAUGGAAACUCCAUUCUACAACUCAAGGGCAACAAAGAUAGCUGUGGUGAUAGACGGCGAAGGUUACUAUGAAAUGGCAUGUCCUCAUUUAGGCUCGCAACGCGGUGAACAGCAGGAAAGGCAACCGGGACAUCGCAGAGAAUCCGAGGGCCAACGCAGGGGUGGCCCAAGAUAUCAGAGGGUCAGCGCUCGUUUGAGACGCGGAACAGUGUUUGUUGCCCCCGCCAGCCACCCAAUCGCCAUCGUCGCUUCUAGCAAAGGAAAUCUCCAGGUUCUAUGCUUCGAGGUCAAUGCACGAAACAAUGAGAAAUACCCUCUGGCAGGAAAGAGGAACGUAAUCAAUCAGUUGGAGAAAGAAGCUAAGGAGCUGGGUUUCAGUGCCGCAGAGAAAGAGGUGGAUGAGGUAUUCAAGAGUCAAGAUGAAGAUUUCUUCUUCAAGGGUCCGCGCCAACAGCAGCAUGAGGGCCGUUCUGAUUCCUGA
Molecule: messenger RNA, 1800 nt
Organism: Ilex paraguariensis (yerba mate)
Lineage: Eukaryota; Viridiplantae; Streptophyta; Magnoliopsida; Aquifoliales; Aquifoliaceae
Source: the annotation of a GenBank genome assembly